UGCGAACCGGUAACAUUCGACAUUUUGGACACGGACUUCGACAUUAUUUUGGGAAUGCCUUGGCUUGCAAGUGCGGUCAAUUUCCACUGGUGGACUUUUACCGUUCGCGACGCCGUCGGCGCCGAAGUGCCAUGUACUAUUCCUCUUUUGCACCCUUCAAUUCGGUGCCAAGUGGUAACGGCCAAGCCGUUUCGGGCUACUUGCGCUUACGAGCAGCCCGACGAGAUAGGCCUAUGCUUCCUAUGGACCGUCGCGGUACCCGAUUCUUCACCAACGGACUUGUGUUCGAACCCCCGUGUGGUGCGGCUGCUUGACGAGUUCGCCGACAUCUUCGAGUCACUUACUGGUGUGGUGCCGGAUCGGCCAAUCUCUCACGAGAUCAUUCUUGAGGCCGGUGCCGUGCCGCCGAAAGGUUGCAUUUAUCACAUGAUUGAGGAGGAGCUUACGGUCCUUCGCACGCAACUCGAUGACUUGUUGGACAAGGGCUGGAUCCGCCCUAGUAGCUCCCCAUAUGGAGCACCAGUUCUCUUCGUACGGAAGAAGAACAAGGAUCUACGAUCAUGCAUCGACUACCGCAAGCUCAACGCGCAAACCGUCAAGAAUGCAGGGUCUCUUCCUCGCAUCGACGAUCUUCUCGAGCGAUUGGGCGGCGCGAAGUAUUUUUCUAAGUUGGAUUUGAAGUCGGGAUAUCAUCAAAUCUCGAUCCGACCGGACGAUCGUUACAAACUGCGUUCAAGACACGGUAUGAACAUUUUGAGUGGGUGGUCACUGGUCAUGCCUUUUGGCCUCACCAACACCCCGAUGACCUUUCAAGAGGCAAUGACCAACGAGUUUCGUGCGAUGUUGGACCGGUUCGUGCUGGUCUACUUAAACGACAUUCUCGCCUAUAGUUGGUCAUUGGAGAAUCAUCUUGAGCACCUUCGACGAGUGUUGAAGAUGCUCAGCCGCGCCAAGUACACGGCUAUCCGCGACAAGUGCGGAUUUGUCCGCCAAGAGCUGGAAUAUUUGGGCUAUUUUGUCACACAGGAGGGCAUCAAUCCGCUAUCGGACAAGAUUGAAGCCAUCCAAGAGUGGUCGGAACCGCGGAACGUCACGGAUGUCCAUUCGUUCCUUGGCCUUGCCGGCUACUACCAACGUUUUAUCAAGGAAUACUCGAAGAUCAUGGCCCACUUGACCAAGCUUUAAUGCGAGGAUGCGCGGGAAUCUAUGAAACACCCUCAGCGGCGGCCAUCCGCGGCCGAAUCCGCGGACGCGG
This is a messenger RNA of Chara braunii, 1255 nucleotides long. The record is from the annotation of a GenBank genome assembly. Lineage: Eukaryota; Viridiplantae; Streptophyta; Charophyceae; Charales; Characeae.